GCCGCGUUGUCCACGACUUAGCUUUCCCAUUGAUUAUUGACAACCUUCAAUCUUUGCGGAACUCCAAGCUGCAGAUAUGCGGUCGUCUCUCAUAUGUUAUACGCUUUUAGCGUAUAUCGCCGCUUUGACGUCGGCGACUGCUCUCACCUACAAGCUCGCUCCAAACGAGAAGGCCUGCUUCUUUACUUAUAACGAGCAGAAGGGUGCAAAGAUGGCAUUUUAUUUUGCGGUGCAAACUGGAGGAUCGUUCGAUGUCGACUACAGUGUCGCUGGUCCUAAUGACAAAGUUAUUCUGGACGGCUCCAAGGAACGCCAAGGCGACUUUGUCUUCACCGCAAAUGAGGUUGGCGAAUACAGAUUCUGUUUCAAUAAUGAGAUGUCAACGUUUGCAGAAAAAAUGGUGGAUUUUGAGAUUGCUCUUGAGAACGAGGCUCGCGCACAGCUUCCUGCCAAGCAGGGCACCUCUCCCGAGCAGACCUCUGUCCUAGAAGAGUCAAUCAUGAAGCUCUCGGCCCAGCUCUCAACCAUUAAUCGCAACCAGAAAUACUUCCGGACACGAGAGAACCGAAAUUUCAGUACCGUCAGAAGCACCGAACGAAGGAUCUUCAAUUUCAGCAUUAUUGAAAGUUUGAUGAUGGUUACCAUGGCUGGCCUACAAGUCUUUAUCGUCCGGUUCUUUUUCCAGGGAGCAAGAAAAGGCUAUGUAUGAUUUCUGGUAUAAAUGUUUUGCCGUCCGGGAAAAUGCAUAUUAUACAAUAAUGAUUUACGCAUUCAGGACUUUGCAUGUCCUUUGAUCAUUAAUCCUCACUUCAAGUGCAAUAAAAACGAAAUUUUAUACGACGCUCCUUUCAUCCUACUUUGGCAUGUACCAGUGUUUCGCGACGCAGAAGCGUGUUUCAAUG
This is a messenger RNA of Xylona heveae TC161, 902 nucleotides long. RefSeq lists its product as hypothetical. The coding region runs from base 77 to 709 and encodes 210 amino acids. The record is from RefSeq and is a predicted model, not a curated record. NCBI's taxonomy places the organism in Eukaryota, Fungi, Ascomycota, Xylonomycetes, Xylonales, Xylonaceae. The transcript is spliced from 4 exons. Gene Ontology annotation, cellular component: Golgi apparatus; endoplasmic reticulum; endoplasmic reticulum-Golgi intermediate compartment. Gene Ontology annotation, biological process: endoplasmic reticulum to Golgi vesicle-mediated transport; protein retention in ER lumen; Golgi organization.